GACGAAGGGAAAAAAAAGUCAAGCUGCAAAUGCCAAGACUCGAAAAUUCGGCCUCUUUCCGCCGCCUUCAUGUUUCCCGGCCCAUUGCCGCGACUUUUACUCUAGGUCUAUCUGGAUACGGAGUAUUGCUUCAGCUUACAUCCGGGAACUGUCUGGGUCACUUCUCGACGGUUUUAAGUGUUUCCAGCGCUUCGAAGCCACAGAUCGCUCACCCCGUCACCUCAUUUGAGGUCCCUUCUCCGACACCUCUCCCUUCUCGGCCUCCAUCACUUCUCGUCCACCUCAAAUCAGAAUGAACAACACGUUUGCUUCCGCAUUGGCAAGAGCCCUGCCGUCCAUUGGCCGCCAAUGUCAGUCUAGAGCCUCAAUUCUCCGCCAGUCAAGGGCUUUCUCUUCGACACCACUUACUCGCGCUGGGAAAAACGAUCGGCUGGAACUCGAAAAAGAACUUCUGGGAGGAAAUGCGCCUAGAGGGCAAAAAACAGCGGAUCCCACUCUUCAAGGACUCUUGGGCGUAGCUACUCAGCCUGUGAGCCGUGACUAUACGCUCAUGGUCAAUGAUAUAGCAUCCAGGAUUCAACCCUACGCCGAUCAGGUUCCUGCACACCACCUCCACGUUUACGCCCACAAACACAAUACCAUCCUGACUCUCACACGGCCGGACGGUAGUCCAUUGUUAUCGAUGAGCUGUGGACAUCUGGGUUUCCGCAAGGGCAAGCGCGCUGGAUAUGACCCUGCCUUCCAACUGUGCUCGCACGUGUUCGCCCAGAUCCAGGAACGGGGGCUUUUAAUGAACAUCCAAAAUCUCGAAAUCAUUUACCGUGGAUUCCACCAAGGCCGCGAGGCAUUCAACAAAAUUCUACUGGGUAAUGAGGGGAGGAAUAUCCGAGGAAAGGUGUCGAAGGUAUCUGACUCAACCAGGUUAAAGUUUGGUGGAACAAGGAGCCCGAGACAGCGCAGGCUGGGUUAGGUUGUUACUCUGUAACGAGUACGCUCGGCUCAUUCGCUGGGAGAUGGGAUUGUUGUUUUGUAGUCAUCGUUGGGCCAUGUAUAUUAUAUCUUUCUAUUUUCUCGCAUAUGCCACAGGAAUGCCACACAUAUCAAUACUAGUCGUAUACACUGAAACUUUCAUGCUAGUAUACUCUAGAUUAUUUGGGAUCAGGUCACUAGCGGUGCUGAAAGAUCGAC
Messenger RNA from Aspergillus calidoustus, 1188 nucleotides. NCBI's taxonomy places the organism in Eukaryota, Fungi, Ascomycota, Eurotiomycetes, Eurotiales, Aspergillaceae. The record is from the annotation of a GenBank genome assembly.